This is a messenger RNA of Serpula lacrymans var. lacrymans S7.9, 1977 nucleotides long. RefSeq lists its product as uncharacterized. Lineage: Eukaryota; Fungi; Basidiomycota; Agaricomycetes; Boletales; Serpulaceae. The record is from RefSeq and is a predicted model, not a curated record. Bases 588 to 1832 code for a protein of 414 amino acids. Gene Ontology annotation, molecular function: metal ion binding. The transcript has 5 exons.
GUGGAUCAGUGACAAGAUGGUAGGUUCGCACCUGCGCGAGGAACAUGAACAGCACUCUCGCCUAUCUUUUGGAACACAUGGACCCACUGGUGCCAUCUGGUGCCAUCGUUUCUGCGCACAGUUAGUGUAUUUUCGACUUUGUUGUCGAGAAAAUCGAGCAUAUGGUUCAGCUUGAUUGCAGAUCAAGCAAUGCCGCUUUGACAAGAUGACAGUUUGGUGCUUCUGGUCUUUCUUGUCGAUGUGUUUUAUGGGCCGAAUUUACUGUUCUCUGCUCGUUGCCUAUUGUCUGUGGCCGGCAUGCUUUGUUUCAGUGACAAGCUACUCGAAGAAUGGACGGAUUUUUCCACAUCGGAUAGCACACGUGCACCACCCACUUUGUCCUUUCAUGCAACCUGAAAGACCUUUGUGUAAUGCCCCUGUCAGACAACCAAAGCGUCUUCUGCUCAUCUAUUUCAGAGCUUGCUUUCACUUUGUGGUCUUGCACCUCCCCGAAGAACCUCCCCGAAGAAAUCCUACCGCUCACUGGCAAGAAGAGAUAGCGGCCAAAGUAACAUAGUAUUCGUCCGUCUACAACAUCCUCGUUGAAGAUGCUCGUUAAACGCAAAUAUUCCAGAGCCACUGGGUACUGUCAGAACUUCAUUCUGGACCAGUGUGCCCUUGGUGAAAAAUGUAGAUACAUACAUGCCGUCCCGCUUGUCUUCCCAUCUUACAGCACAAGCAGCCCAUUUGAUCGUGCCCCCGCAGUAUUCAGAUGGCCGAUACCACUACCCUUACCAUUUACAUCAUCAACCAUGCCCAUGGCACAGCAGUUCCCAUUUCUGAUUCAAGAACAGAAUAACGAAACCCCGCAGCGUCGUACAUCGCCGCCUCAACCUGUGUCGGCGCCCUCAGGGCCGACAAACAACAAGGCACCUACAACAACGCCGCUAGAUCUAGUAUCUGACUCUGCGCUCUUUCGCCCCUUGACAUGGAAAAUGAAACCAUGUAGGUACUACAUCAAAAACAAAGGAUGGUGUCCUCGGGGUGAAUUUUGUAAUUUUAUUCACGAUCUCGCGCUCGUACAUUCAUCAUCAGAGGCUCAUUCUCAUUCUCUGGCUGAUAAAGAAACUGAAAUAGCCAGGCCCCAUGAGAACGAUAAUAAGUUGAACGCAAGGACCAUCAGCGGUGGCGUUCGUGUAGGUUCUCAGCCAACGCACUGUUGGGCCUUCGUCCAAGGCCACUGCCGCCAUACGGCUUGCCCAUAUUUGCACCCAGAAGAUAUCGAGCCAUAUAUGGCUUAUACCCCUUGUCCAGAAUGGCCGACUUGUACGAGAGUGUCUUGUCCUUUCAGACAUCCUAUUCCGACCCGCCCGCCCGGCCAUGUAUUUCCGGUAUGUGCACCGUCUUUAUACGGUUUCCCACCGUCGGUGCCGGGCUCCGGCCAUAACACCGCCCUGCCUUAUGGCGCGUACGAAGUCAACGGGACGACCUAUUUCCCGAUCGACACUUCCACUGACAUAAACCCGCCGGUUGUGUAUAACCAAGCCGCAUUAUCCGAUGACAUGUACCCGUUAUCGGAUCAUUACAACAACCACUACGGGGCGAUGCAUCCGCAGUGGGGAUGGAGCGAGAUAUCGCUGCAAGAUCUAUCUCAGGUUGAAGCCGAUAGUAAUACAAUGACGCGGCCUCGGGCGGAUGUGAUGAAUGCUGGGCCGGAUGGGCUAUUGUCGUUGCGAGACGACGAGUAUGCGUAUAGUAACACUCAUACAAAUCAGCCAUUAGAUACACUCAGCAUUCUGUCACCGGUGGGGAAGGUCGAAGACCUCUUGGAGAAUGUAUUCUCAAAAUUGUAAAAAAAACCAAAUCCGACUCGUGUUGUGCUCUUUUUGCAUUUGUUCAUUGAUGUACCUUCCUUGGGCCUAAUAGCUCAUUCACAUCGUUAACAGAGUGAUUACAGGUUAAUUAUGCGAUUUAAUUCACUGGUAUGAGCUCUGCCAA